Molecule: messenger RNA, 887 nt
Organism: Bacillus rossius redtenbacheri
Lineage: Eukaryota; Metazoa; Arthropoda; Insecta; Phasmatodea; Bacillidae
Product: peptide deformylase, mitochondrial-like
Exons: 4
Coding region: 42-800 (252 amino acids)
Biological process (GO): peptidyl-methionine modification
Cellular component (GO): mitochondrion
Molecular function (GO): peptide deformylase activity
Source: RefSeq, a predicted model, not a curated record
CAUAUGGAGCUUGACCAAGGUGGAUAAUCGGGAUCAAAGCCAUGUUAUUCUCAACGUUAUCUAAUAGGUGUUGCGUGCCUGUUAGUGUGUUAUUUAGCUUUGUGGUGAAAAGGCGAGUAGGCAGUUUUAGUAAGAUUGUCCGCUGGUAUAGACAGUUUUGGGAGCCGAAAAAAUACUUACCACCGUAUUCUCACGUUUGUCAAAUAGGGGACCCGGUCUUACGCCAUGAAGCACAACCAGUGGAAGCGAGUGAUAUCUGCUCGGUUAGAAUUCAGAAGGUUAUCCACUGCCUGAGAGAGGUGCUGCUCAAGUACGAUGCUGUCGGGUUAUCUGCCCCGCAGAUCGGAGUUGCGCUGCAGAUAUUCAUCGUACAGUUCACAGAAGCACACAAGCGUCAAUUCACUUCCGACACGCUCAAGUUGCGGGAGAUGACUACAGUCCCGCUCAAGGUGUUUGUCAACCCCAAGAUGAAGGUCCUGGACUACGAGAGAGUGGUGUUCCCAGAGGCCUGCGAGAGCAUCAGGGGCUUCCACGCCGAUGUGCCCAGAUACCGCUCCGUCGUCAUCUCAGGUACGGACGAGACUGGCCGCGCUGUGUCGUGGCAUGCGAGCGGGUGGCCCGCGCGCAUCGCACAACAUGAGAUGGACCAUCUGAGGGGCCGGCUGUACAGCGAUGUGAUGAUCUGCACAUCUCUGAGCUGCGGGUGCUGGCAGGAGGUGAACGCGACGGGCGGCCGGCUGCACAUACCCUUCACUCCGAGGAAGGGAGCCACGCGCCUCCUGUUGCGACAGGCCACGUGACGUAGCUUCGGCCGUCACCGCUUCCUCAACUCCCAUUUUUGUGUGUGCUUCCACUGUUUGAAUAAAUAUCUGGUGUUAUGAAUGAAA